AUGACGACCAGCCAGCACAUUAGCAAGCUUUCGAGGGGGUACGCAAACGAGCAUCAAAGCGAUCCAAGCAGGCGAUUAAGCAAACAAGCGGACAUUCAUAGCUCAAGCGCAGUGGACUCCAACUCCUCAUCCUGCUUUUCCAUGCCGCUGUCGCAUUCGGCUGCAGCGGCAGGAAAAGAGUGGCCUCCCUUCUCCCCCUCGCUUCAUCUGCUGACAGCGUGCGUGCUGGCGCUGCUGGCAGCAGCGGUGGCGAACGCAGGGGGAGUGGGGGGAGGCGGUCUCUUUGUGCCGCUAUUCAACCUGCUGCUCGGAUACGACGCCAAGUCCGCCACUGCCCUCUCCAAAGCCAUGAUCAUGGGCGGAGCAAUCGCCAGUGCGUGCUUCAACCUGCCCUUGCAGCAUCCCUUCCAUCCCCACCUCCCCCUCAUUGACUUCCGGGUAGCGCGACUAAUGCAGCCCAUGUUGUUGCUGGGCAUCAGCAUUGGCAUCACAUGCAACGUUGUCUUCCCGCCAUGGCUCCUCACCGCGUUCCUCACGCUCCUCCUCUCGUGCAUGGCAGGGAAGGCGGCACAGAGGGCGGUGGCAAUGAUGGUCACAGAGGCGCACAUGGCAGCAGUGUGCCUGCACGGCUCAUACGGCACGCACCACACCACACCCCUCUCUCUCACCAUUCCCUGGCUGCUGGAGGCCCCAUCCUCUAUGGCCCAUCCUAGCCUGUCAGCAGCAUCGUCAGGUGCACUCAUGGCAACUCACGCGCUUCACCAACAACCACUGCCCAGUCCUGCCAAAGCCACACAGUCGUUCUGGUGGCCUGCGCUGGUACGAGCAGCGUGCGCAUCUCAGCACCUGGGAGUCAGUGCCAAGGCUCGGGAGGAGAAGGAGCAGGAGAACGAGCCUCUUCUCUCAGCAUCACCAGCUCUCGAAGCAGUGGCACCAGUGCCACCUGUCUCACCAGUAUCACCAGCGCCACCAGUGUCAGCAGCAGCACUGCAAGAACCAUCAGAGCGAGGGCCAGCAGCAGCAGCACCAGCGGCAGCACCUGCAAUACAAGCACCGGGAGCAACAUUGAACACAGCAGAUGCAAGCCAGCAGCAUGCCGGAUCAGCAAUCACAGCCGAUGGCACUGAUGGCACCGAUGGCUUUGGAGGGAGCGGCGUCGGCGGCAGUGGUGGCAGCAGGGGGUGGUGGAAGCAGAAGCGUGCAUCAGGAGGGUGUGCUGUGCCACUGGAGUCGCCUGUCAGCGAUGCCUGCUGCCCUGGGGUAGAGCAACAGCCUGGUGGUUGCUGUGUGCAUGCAGGCACAUGCUGCCGCCGUGCUGCGUGUGAGGAGGGAUACGCAGGGAGUGCUGAUUACGGAGGUGGGGAGUCCGAAACGGGCAAGGGCAAGCGCCACCGCACAUGGUCUGCAGGGCAUGUCUUGAAACCCUUUGUUUUCCGCUUUGCCUGCGGCGCUACCUCACGCCUGUCGGCCUCUCUUCUUGCUGGGUGCAUGGGGGGCCUGCUGGGAGUGGGUGGAGGCAUGGUCAUGGGACCAGUGCUGCUGGAACUAGGCAUGCUGCCGCAGGUAUCCUCUGCCACAUCAUCAUUCAUAGUGCUCUUCUCCUCCUCCCUCUCAGUUCUCGAGUUCUACCUGCUCGGCCGAAUCCCCAUCCCACCAGCCCUGCUCUUUGCCCUCGUAGCAGCGUUAGCAGCCCUGCUAGGCCUGUCCACCAUCAGAGCGCUAGUGGUGCGCUCAGGCCGCACGUCUCUCAUCGUGCUCUUCCUCUCGGUAGUGAUAGCCGCCAGUGCUGUGCUGCUAGGGGCGCUGGGGGUUAUGAGAGUACGCAGUGACUGGGAGUCGGGUGCGCCCAUGGGCUUCAGAGCGUUCUGUGGUGAAACAUGGUGA
Closterium sp. Yama58-4 is the source of this 1884-nucleotide messenger RNA. Lineage: Eukaryota; Viridiplantae; Streptophyta; Zygnematophyceae; Desmidiales; Closteriaceae. The record is from the annotation of a GenBank genome assembly.